AUGCCGUUGAUGGACGACGCCUGUUGGCAAACGCAGCAUCGCGUUCCUCCCGAGGUCCAGCCUCCACAAAUAGGAAAGAUCUCGAUUCCUGAGUUCAACGAUCUUCAUGAAGUCCACAAGACUGUGAUCGUCAAUAAGCCUCAGUCCUAUCAGAAGGUCAAAUGGAACGAGUUCCCCGAAGAAGUGACGCCGGAAAUCGGAGCCGCGCCGAAAGUUCAUACGCAGGAAUGGACGCCGGUGAACCAGGAAACCACCGAACUCCAACGCAGUUUAUACCGUCCUGGUAAGAUCUCAGCCAAUUGGCCUCCUCCAGAGAAAGAGGUUGGAAAGCUGGUCGUCGAAAUUCGUCCAGUAAAGCCUGGAGAUGAUGCUGGGUGGAUCCAACAGGAGCAGAAUGAGGUUGUCAAAUCCACAGGCUGGCAACGAAAAUCGAAAAUCGAUCUCGUUUGGCCUCCUCCGGAAGGAGAAAUGGCACAAACCAUAUAUCAAGGUCCCCAACAUAUGCCAACCGUACAAUGGCCACCGGCUGAAUCUGAGGAACACGCUCAACAGCAGGUGGAGGUUCUACAGAAGCAUAUUCCGGCGAAGAAAAUGGAUGGUGGAACGGUGACGUCACGACAGGACCACAGGAAACUCAACCACAAACUGUUGGCAAAACCACACCACUACAACCACCACCAUGAAGAAGACUGCCCUGCGCCACCGGUGAAGCAACAUACAGUCCGCGUCAAGUGA
Ostertagia ostertagi is the source of this 735-nucleotide messenger RNA. NCBI's taxonomy places the organism in Eukaryota, Metazoa, Nematoda, Chromadorea, Rhabditida, Trichostrongylidae. The record is from the annotation of a GenBank genome assembly.